Molecule: messenger RNA, 1734 nt
Organism: Hevea brasiliensis (rubber tree)
Lineage: Eukaryota; Viridiplantae; Streptophyta; Magnoliopsida; Malpighiales; Euphorbiaceae
Exons: 7
Coding region: 131-1408 (425 amino acids)
Biological process (GO): lipid homeostasis; triglyceride catabolic process
Cellular component (GO): membrane; cytoplasm; lipid droplet
Molecular function (GO): triacylglycerol lipase activity
Source: RefSeq, a predicted model, not a curated record
AAAAAAUUAAAGUUCAGACAUUUUCUUUGUUUCAAAACCCAAAACCAAAGACGAAGACAGAGAAAACUAGAAAACUACUUUGAUAAUGACAUUGAAAAUCUUUCUCUAAUUUCUCACAGUAUUAAUAACAAUGUUUUUCACCAAGAAGCCUAAUAGGGCCUCUCCUUCUUCUUCCUUUUCCAUGGCUCCUUCCCUCUCCUCUCUCCUUCUCCCUCACACUCAAUCCCCUUUCUCUUCUCUUAAUCCCAACCCAUAUCUCGCCCACCGCUAUUCUCUCCUUCCCCUGCGCCCCCAAUCUCUCAAUCUCUCCAUUAGAUGCUCCUCUUCUUCUGAUGACAACAAAAUCACUUACCCACCUCCGCCGCAACCCUCGCCGCCGGGGAAAAAAUCUUUUGCCGUGGCUACUGGUGAGCUUUUUUUGGGUAUUGCGUCGAGGCUUUUGAAAAGUAGUAAAGGGAAUAAAAAUGGGAGCUUUUCUUCUUCUGGGAUUUCGUUGUUUGAGAAAUCGAAUGGGAGUGGUAGUGUGGAAUAUGAGGAGAGGAUUGGGGCGGUGAUGGAGGACGAGAUAGAGCCGGAGGUUAUUUGGGAGCAAAGAGUUAAGGAUAUUGAGGCUGAGAAGGAACGGCGUGUUAUUACCAGUCCUGGGUUUAGUUUUUCUGCCGCUGGAUUGUUGUUUCCUUAUCAUCUUGGCGUUGCUCAAUUGCUAAUUGAGAAGGGCUACAUUAAGGAAACCACACCUUUGGCUGGUUCCUCUGCCGGUGCCAUAGUCUGUGCAGUAAUUGCUUCUGGAGCUAGUAUGCAAGAGGCUCUACAAGCUACCAAAUUACUGGCUGAAGACUGCCGGCUAAGAGGGACUGCAUUUCGACUUGGGGCUGUUCUUCGGGAUGUUCUUGAAAAGUUUCUGCCAGAUGAUGUUCAUAUUAGGUCAAAUGGGAGGGUCCGUGUUGCUGUAACUCAGAUUUUGUGGAGACCCAGGGGCUUACUAGUGGAUCAAUUUGACUCCAAGGAAGAUCUCAUAAAUGCAGUUUUCACUUCUUCCUUUAUUCCAGGAUAUCUUGCACCAAGACCUGCCACAGUGUUCCGGAAUAGACUUUGCAUUGAUGGAGGGCUGACAUUGUUUAUGCCGCCAACAUCUGCUGCUCAGACAGUUCGUGUUUGUGCUUUCCCAGCCAGUCGAUUGGGGUUGGAAGGAAUUGGAAUUAGUCCAGACUGCAAUCCUGAAAAUAGAGCUAGCCCAAGAGAGCUUUUCAAUUGGGCAUUGGAGCCAGCCGCAGAUGUUAUUCUUGACAGGCUCUUUGAGCUAGGAUACUUAGAUGCUGCCGUGUGGGCUGAGGAGAAUCCAGUCGAGAACAUAGUUCGAGAAGACAGUCCUCCAGUUGAAAAAGGUUUUGCAAAUAGCUCAUCAUGAUGUAUUUAUCCUAGUUUGGUAUUGAAGAUACAUAAGAUUCUAGGUUGAUUCCUGAUCAUCUUCAAUUGGUCUUCACGUUAGUAUCACAUGUCAGGUCAGAGAGGAGAAUUCUCCUCUUAGAUCAAAAUAGUGAUCCAGGGGAUAGAAUACACAUUUUCAGUUCUUCUGUAUGUUGCAUAGUAAAAUCAUAAAAUCAAUGUAAGAUAUCUUGCAGGGGAAAUAGCUAGAAAAAUAAGAAAAGUUGUAAAGUUUAGGGAUUUUUAUAUGAUUAAGAUCAGGAUGAUUUAAUGUGAUUUUCUUCCAAUUAUCUUAUAUUUAUUCCACUA